UGUGUGUGUGUGUGUGUGUGUGUGUUUCGUGUGAGAACGAGAGGCGAGCGCUCGAGCGGUCUCCCCGCGCGUCCGUGUAUGCGAGCGCGACCGCGUGCGGGCGGUUCCCACACGACGUCGUGUCCGUGCAACAAGUGUCAGGAGAGACGGUUGCGGCGGCGGUGGCGUCUCGCUGGAAACGCUCGACGGUUUUCGAGUUCGGCGGUGCGCUGUGCAUGGUGUUGUCCGACCAGUGCGCGCGACGGACCGGCCGACGGGCUAGGAGUACCACGACGACGACGACGACGAAGGAUACCAUCGCCGCACGCAUCACCACGACGUGCUGAAAGAACCGUCACCGGCGAGGGCGCGGGAUGGGCUGCGCCGUGAGCAGCACCGGCGAGAAGGAGGCCGCUGAGCGGUCCAAGAAGAUCGACAAGGAUCUCCGGGCUGAUGGCGAACGCGCCGCCAGCGAGGUCAAGCUACUGCUGCUCGGUGCUGGGGAGUCCGGCAAGUCCACGAUAGUGAAACAAAUGAAAAUCAUCCACGAGACCGGGUACAGUAAGGAAGAAUGCGAGCAAUACAAACCUGUGGUGUACAGCAACACGAUACAGAGCCUAAUGGCGAUAAUCAGAGCCAUGGGGGAGCUUAGAAUCGACUUCGCCGAUCCCAAUAAAGCGGACAUGGCGCGGCAAUUUUUCACCCUAGCCUCGGCGGCGGCGGAGGAGGGCCAACUGACCGGAGAACUGGUGCUGUUAAUGAAGCGGUUAUGGCAGGACGCGGGAGUGCAGCUCUGUUUCACACGUAGCAGGGAAUACCAUAUCAACGAUUCGGCAGCGUACUAUUUGAACGCACUUGACCGCAUAGCGCAACACAAUUACAUCCCGACGCAGCAGGAUGUUCUGCGAACGCGCGUCAAAACGACCGGUAUUGUGGAGACACACUUCUCCUUCAAGGGCCUGCACUUCAAAAUGUUCGACGUCGGCGGCCAGCGAUCUGAGAGAAAGAAGUGGAUACACUGCUUCGAAGGUGUCACCGCUAUCAUCUUCUGCGUCGCUCUGAGCGGCUACGAUCUAGUAUUGGCGGAGGACGAGGAAAUGAAUCGUAUGGUAGAGUCGAUGAAGCUGUUCGACUCGAUCUGCAACAGCAAGUGGUUCGUCGAAACGUCGAUCAUACUGUUCCUGAACAAGAAGGACUUGUUCGAGGAGAAGAUCACCAGGAGCCCGCUCACCAUUUGCUUUCCGGAGUACAAGGGCGCCAACACGUACGAGGAGUGCGCCUCUUAUAUCCAGAUGAAGUUCGAGAAUCUGAACAAGCGGAAGGACCAGAAGCAGAUUUAUACGCACUUCACCUGCGCCACCGACACGUCCAACAUACAGUUCGUGUUCGACGCCGUGACCGACGUGAUAAUCAAGAACAACUUGAGUAAUUGCGGAUUACUAAGUUAAACAUUCCAAUACUCAGCCGGCGAACAAAACUGCCGAGAGGUGGGGCCAGAGAGGAGGAGAAAAAGUAAUGUAUUUCGCGAACGCCGAUAACGUAGGUCGCGGAUUUUCGCGAAAUAAAGUAAAAACAAACAAGAGACUGAUCGGAAGUUUCAGAAAAUCGUGCCCGUGUUCCGUAUAGCACGAGUAUGCGUCAAUUAUGCGAGGAUUUUACUCAAACACUCAAAAUAAGCUCUUGGAAUAUUUUACUAUCACAGUGUUGCGUAACUUUUCACUCGAUUCUAUUCGACUUUUGAUUUUAUUAUCUCAUUUCGUACAUUUGACGUAAAUACAUAAUACAUUGGACGUUCAGUACGAAUAAUGUUAUUAUUUAACUCACAGAGAUUUCACAUUGGAUAAUUGAAAAACCUUGAAAUAAACAAAACAUUCUAGAAUCUCGGCAGUUGGACACAGGGACGCACUAUUUCCCGUUAUCGCUAGAUACAAUUUUUUUACGCACUGUCCAAAACGUUAAGCAAUCAUUUCUGGAAAAUUGUACGAUCGUACUUUACGAGUUCAAUGAAAUGUCAUCGCGUGACGUAGUAGUCACAUUUAUUUCUCAAAACGAAGUACUAUUUUCCUAGAAAAAAAUAUCGAAAAAUUCGUUCCGGAUAUUGCGCUGUGAAAAAGAAAAAAGUAGUAGCGAUAACGAAAAACGAAGCACAUAUCGGGCACUCACUCCAAUUGAGAUGAAAUUCGCGCAAGUGAAAAGUUACUUCAUUUUUGCUAAAUGUAUUUAAUUCUACUAACCAGGAGCUAGAUAGCUAUUAAUUUUAGUGUAAUAUCUCUUUGUAUAUAAUUUAUUCACUAAAGGCGACUCUAUGUGCUGAGAGUGGAAACAACUUCCACUCCUCUUGCUCAUGAUUCAUUCGCGUUGCAAGAAAAAAAAAGAAAUUCGUAUCUCUCUAUCUGUCUUUUUCAACGACGGACACAGCUCUCUGUGCAUUUCUACUAUGACAGUAUGUAUUUAUAUGGAUUCACAGUUGGAAAAACCGACUUUUGUACAAGCUUGAGUUUUUUUUUAAUAUAGAUAUACACGUAUUAUUAGGAGAUAUAAACGAGAUUCUCUGUUCUCAUUUUUCACGAUUUGCCAAACAGAUGAAAUGACGAGGUUAGCAUUAGUACAAGACGUCGAGAAAUCAAACACUUUAUACAGCUUAGAUCAAUAAACGAAAUUUUCUUUUUUAA
Molecule: messenger RNA, 2651 nt
Organism: Odontomachus brunneus
Lineage: Eukaryota; Metazoa; Arthropoda; Insecta; Hymenoptera; Formicidae
Gene: Galphai
Product: guanine nucleotide-binding protein G(i) subunit alpha
Exons: 4
Coding region: 354-1427 (357 amino acids)
Biological process (GO): adenylate cyclase-modulating G protein-coupled receptor signaling pathway
Cellular component (GO): heterotrimeric G-protein complex
Molecular function (GO): GTP binding; G protein-coupled receptor binding; G-protein beta/gamma-subunit complex binding
Source: RefSeq, a predicted model, not a curated record